AUGCAGGCAAUAGUUAGUUCUGGUUGUUUUUUCUUUGUCGAUUGUGUCCCCCAGUUCCUACCCCAGGUCUCUCUCAAAGCUCAUGCUACCAUCCUGUCCACCACUUCUCGCACUACAUUGACACAGUCAUUUCUUAACCCAUCCGACCACAAUUUAAAAGAGGCGUCCUAUCAGUUUCCUCUCUACGAUGGUGUCAGCGUUGUGAGCUUUAAUUGUCAUGUUGGCACUCGCCUUCUCCACAGCAAGGUGAAAUCUAAGGAACAGGCUAACACCGACUACCAAACUGCUGUGGAGAGACAAGAGUCAGCUGCCACCAUGGAUCAAUCUGAAACCCAGGGUGAUGUCUUUACCAUUCGUUUGGGAAAUGUUCCGGCGAAUGAGUUGGUGACAGUUGAAAUUACUUUCAUUGGUGAACUCAAAACAGAUGCGCAGAUGGAUGGAGUUCGUUACACAUUGCCCAACUCCAUUGCCCCUCGUUAUCAAAACUCCAUGAGCUUAAGUCAGUGGCAGCAGACCCCCAAGCUCUCCGCUCUGCUGGAUGGAAUAUCCAUCACGGUUGAUAUUCUGCUGGAAAAAGCAUCAAUUAUCCGAGAGCUUCAGUCUCCAAGCCACUCUCCAAAAGUCUCACUCGGUAGAACAUCCUCUACUUCACCAGGCACCAGUGGUUUUGAGCCAUCCCAGGCCUCUGCUACUCUCAACCUGCUCAAAACAACCCAGGCCCUUUUGGAACGCGAUUAUGUCCUGGUCGUCAAAGCUGAUGGACUUGAUAAACCUCGUGCACUCCUUGAAACACACUCGACUAUUCCGGGACAACAAGCCUUGAUGGCUACACUGGUUCCGAAAUUCAAUCUCCCACCCAACCAGCCGGAGAUUGUUUUCGUGAUUGACCGGAGUGGAAGUAUGCAAGAUAAAAUUGACACUCUGCAAAGUGCUCUUCGGGUUUUCCUGAAGUCCUUGCCUCUUGGGGUGUGUUUCAACAUUUGCUCAUUUGGGUCACAUUAUACCUUUCUAUGGCCCACUAGCCAAGUAUACGAUAGCUCAAGCCACGACGAAGCACUUCGAUUGGUUGAAAAUAUUGAUGCCUCCAUGGGAGGUACCAAUAUGCUACCGGCUGUAAAAGCUGCCGUUGAAAGACGCAUCGUGGAAAAGGAGUUGGAGGUUCUUCUUCUUACAGAUGGGGAAAUAAUGGACCAAGACGAUCUUUUCCGUUUUGUUCGAGAGACCGCUAAUGGUCAUACCGCCCGCUUUUUUUCUCUGGGUAUCGGCCAUGCUGCGUCCCACUCCCUGAUCGAAGGAGUUGCCCGAGCUGGCCAGGGAUUCUCUCAAUCAGUCCUUGAAAACGAAGAACUAGACAAAAGUGUCAUCAGAAUGCUCAAGGGAGCUCUCACUCCUCACAUCUACGAUUACAAGCUGGAGGUAGACUAUGAGACCACGGUGGAUCAGGAUUAUGAGAUUGUUGGUACAGACAGCUCCUCCACGACAGAGACUGGGGUUGAUGCCAGCGAUAUGGACCUUGACCAAGCUUCUCCAUCUAUUCCCCUCUUCAGUGAUGAUUUCGAGGAGGCCAAGUCAGCCAAUAACGCUGCAGCUCUCGCGGAUGAACUUCCUAAAAUAUCCCCUCCCAAAGUCCUCCAAGCCCCCUUCAAAAUCCCUCCUCUCUACCCAUUUAUUAGGACGACAGUGUAUCUUCUCAUGGACCCUGAGUCUGACAAAAUUCCGCGCUCCCUAACUUUCAAAGCCACAUCCAAACAGGGUCCUCUCUGUUUACGGAUCCCUAUCACCGAUAUCGGCCAGGGAGAAACUAUACACCAGCUUGCAUCCCGCAAAGCGGUCGUUGAAUUGGAGGAGGGGCACAGUUGGCUGGAGAACAUUAGAGAUGGUAGUGGCAACUCUUUUGAACAACUUCAUGCGCAAACACAGAGAAAAAUCGUUGCUCGUGAAUGCCAGAACCUCGGCAUCAAGUAUCAAAUUACGGGCAAGUACUGUUCCUUCGUUGCUUUGGAAAGUGACCCUGCCCAGACCACUCAAGAAUCCAACAAGAAACAGCAAAAUGAAUACGAGGCAGUAACAGGGCGACCGUCUACUUCUAACUAUCAGGCCAUAUACGGCAGACCUGUUCAGCGCCAAAUGCUGUUUCAACAGGCAGCAAUGAUGCCUGCUAUUGGGCAGUACUCCAGUCUGCCCGCAUUUGGUUGUGUUCCUGUACCUGGCGCCCACAUGCGCAGGACUGGUGGAUCACCUGGGGGGCAUGUGGGAUCGCCAUCCUUUAGACGUCUAUCGUCAGACUCGCAGCCUACUAUGAAGAUGAAGGUUAGGGCAUCAGCGUCAAAAAGAGCCGUACCUUUGUUUGGACAGGCGUCAGCAAGCUCUCGUUUCGGAUCAGCAAUACCGUUUGGAUCUGCUGCAACGCACGCAGACGCUUCAAAGUCUGUAUUCAAUAGCUCAGCAUCGCAGGUUCACUCAUUGGUUGGGUUGCAGAAUUUUGACGGUUCUUGGACUUGGAACCAGCAGCUUUUUGACAUCAUCGGACGUGUCAUGGAUGAGAUGCGCGCCAAUGUUGCUGCUAAACUUCAGCAAUCCGGCAAACGUGACCUGAUCGGGCAGCGAGAAGCAAAUUUUGUUGCUACUCUCAUGGUGAUGGGAUUAUUGAAGCGAGACCAUUUGGACUCCAAGAGUUUAUGGGAGCUUGUUUAUGAGAAGGCCGAUUGGUGGGUCCAAAAAGAACUGGCGGAGAUGCAUAACGAGAUCUUCGAUGCCCAGAGCAUUGGACAAUGGAUGUCCUUUUUCUGA
This is a messenger RNA of Penicillium verhagenii, 2790 nucleotides long. RefSeq names its product VIT and vWA domain-containing protein. Lineage: Eukaryota; Fungi; Ascomycota; Eurotiomycetes; Eurotiales; Aspergillaceae. The record is from RefSeq and is a predicted model, not a curated record. The transcript has a single exon. The coding region runs from base 1 to 2790 and encodes 929 amino acids.